AUGCUCAUCUGGCUAGCAAAUAUUACUACACUCUUGUGUGUUCUUCUCAUUCUGAACACUGGCCCCCAGUGGAUCUCAACGAUCGCCUUCAUCAACCUCACUAUUGCCGUCCUCGUCCGCCAGGACGCUGUUAUCAAUAUUCUCUACACAAUCUGCUGCUCGGUACCAAAGUCAUGGCCGUUGGCGAUCCGACGCCGGUUCGCAAAAAUCUAUCAUUUUGGUGGAGUUCACUCGGGUGCUGCAAUGGCCGCUACGGCCUGGUUCGCCGGCUCGAUCGGUUAUAACAUCUACAACCGUGUCGACGAUGCCAAAGCGAUUGCGAGAGUCUCACCCGCAACUCUGACCCUUUCCCUAAUCGUGUUACUCCUCCUAUUCGCAAUGAUCGGCUUUGCAUAUCCGACCUUUAGAAAGAAGCGUCACAACACGUUCGAGCGCGUCCAUCGCUUCUUCGGCUGGACAAUCCUCGGCAUCAUCUGGAUCCAGACAAUCCUCUCCAUCCGGGACCAGCGCGGCACACAAUCCUUGGGUCAUGCCGUCGUCUCUUCUCCUAAUUUCUGGAUGCUGCUCGUCAUCACUGCUAGCAUUGCAAGCUCGUGGAUUUUCCUCCGGAAGGUUGCCGUCGACGCCGAGGUCCUCUCCAAUCACGCCGUGCGCCUUCACUUUGACUACACGAUGCCGGUCAACGGGACGUUUACGCGACUGUCCGAACGGCCUCUCUUCGAGUGGCACUCAUUCGCAACAGUCCCCGCCCCAACAGCAGUGAACGGUAGACCGAAGGGGUACUCCCUUAUAGUCUCUCGCGCAGGGGAUUGGACAGGACGGCAAAUCAGCAAACCACCCACCCACCUGUGGGUCCGUGGUAUUCCCACCUGCGGUGUGAUGCGCAUUGUAACGCUCUUCAACCGCGUCGUCCUAGUCGGGACGGGCUCAGGUAUCGGUCCUCUCCUCGGGCAUAUCCAAGUCCCCACGUGCCCGAUACGGCUAGUCUGGUCGACGCCGAACCGCGUCGAUACAUUCGGGAAGGACAUCGUGGACGUGGUCUACGCUGCGGAGCCGGGGGCUAUCGUGCACGACACGAAGAAGCAAGGGCGGCCGGAUUUGGUGCGGCUGACGUGGGAUGCGGUGCAGGAGUUCCAGGCUGAGGCGGUUAUUGCGAUUUCGAAUGAGAAGUUGACUAAGAAGGUGGUUUAUGGGAUGGAGACGAGGGGAGUUCCUGCUUUUGGGGCAAUCUGGGAUAGCUAG
Aspergillus viridinutans is the source of this 1242-nucleotide messenger RNA. RefSeq lists its product as uncharacterized. The transcript has 2 exons. Bases 1 to 1242 code for a protein of 413 amino acids. Lineage: Eukaryota; Fungi; Ascomycota; Eurotiomycetes; Eurotiales; Aspergillaceae. The record is from RefSeq and is a predicted model, not a curated record.